Molecule: messenger RNA, 4199 nt
Organism: Cyprinodon variegatus (sheepshead minnow)
Lineage: Eukaryota; Metazoa; Chordata; Actinopteri; Cyprinodontiformes; Cyprinodontidae
Product: immunoglobulin-like domain-containing receptor 2
Exons: 10
Coding region: 39-2117 (692 amino acids)
Biological process (GO): pancreas development
Cellular component (GO): membrane
Source: RefSeq, a predicted model, not a curated record
CAGGUGUCUUCCCGCCUUCAGGCUUAGGCCUUCAUGUGAUGGUGAGGGAUGAGAAGAGGUAUGCGAUCCUGUUCCAGUCAGUGGUUCUACCAUGCCAAUACACCAGCGUUUCCACACAGCCAGCUAUGGUGAAGUGGAUUUACAAAUCGUACUGCAGGGACCGCACAAGGGACUCCUUUAACCUCCCAGACAGCUUGAGUGGAGGCGGGCUGCAGGGUGGAAAUGUAGGGACGGGCAGAGGCUACGAGACGGGUACGACUGCCAGCCACCUGGACUGCUCUGACAACAGGAGGACUGUCAGGAACGUGGCCUCCAUCUCUGGGUCCUCGGUCACUCUCUCUGAGUUCUACAAGAACAGAGAUGUUACCAUCAUCAAUACUGCAGAUCUGCGUAUAGGAGAGGUGCAGUGGGGAGACAGUGGUGUUUACUUCUGCCAAGUGACGAUCGCUGAUGACAUAGAAGGACAGAAUGAAGCUUCGGUGGAGCUGCAGGUUCUUGGUUUCUCAGGUGUGCCUGAAGAUCUCCUUCCUGACUUUGAUUUGAAGAUUAUGCCAGAAUGGGUGUUUGUGGUGGCUGUGGUGCUCGGCAGUGUUUUAUUCCUGCUGCUGGUUGGAGUUUGUUGGUGUCAGUGCUGUCCCCACUCCUGCUGCUGCUACGUCAGCUGCUGGUGUUGCCCUGACACGUGCUGCUGCCCCCGACACUUGUACGAAGCAGGUAAAGGCAUAAAGACUAGAACCUCCACCCCUCAAACUCCAGCCUACCCUCCAUACUUUGUGUCUGGACUUCCAGCCAUGGUCCCCAUUGCCCCGCCAUCACUGGUGGACAAGGUGUCUUCUGCCCCCCCCUCAGAUGGCACCCUGGUUGCAGCAGUAUCUCCAGUGCCAAUGCAUGCUGUGGGGAUGCCCUACCGUGUUCCUUCACCACAGGAUCAAAACUCUCUAAGGGUUCUACAGUAUGUAGAGAAACAGCUGGCUCACUUCAACCCUUCCAGGUCCAGCAGCAGACAGACCUGCAGUCAGUCAGAGUUGAGCUCCCUCCAUGAAGUAGACACCAACUUUCGCCAAACUUAUAGAAACGUCCAGAAGAAAGCCCUACCUGCCAUCCCUGAUCAAGACUCCUCUUGUCAGGAACCCCAGAGCCGCCGUGAGAACUGCAGUCCAGAGCUGCAGCGUCACCGUAAAAACCCCUCAUCACCACAUCGUUACCAUCACCCAGAUUCAGACCACCUUGACAGCCAGGAUGAGCCUCUACUUCCACGACGAUACAGCGAUGACCCUCCGUCUUCCUCUCAUUCACACAGGAUUGGUCGAAGUAAGCGACAACAGAACUCCAGUGAUGAGGACACUCACGGCAGAUGGAACCCUUGUUCAGAAAAUCUGCAGAGAAAGACCUAUCGCUCUUCUGGACGGACGGGCUCCCUGGAUGAGCUGGAGGAGUUUGCUGCUUCCUACAAACGGAGAGAAAGCAGAGGAAAAGAAAGGAGAGGGGAAGAAAUGGUGGAGUAUGAGAUGGAGGAUCUGGAGUACAAUGGAUACCCUUCCCAUCGCAAAGGUCCUCCUCAGCAUUAUUACAGCAAUGAGGAUCAUUUUGAUGAUAACAGUGUGCAAGAAGGUUAUACCAGAGCAAACAACAACAGCAAAUACAACAUAAGCCCUCUUCCUUCUCCUAAAAAGAAGGGGGGCACACGGGAAAGGGAGAGGCCUGAGCCACCACCCCCAGUAAUGAGCCCACCAUCAAAGUCCUCUCAGGACAGGGACUACGACGCCACUUUCCUGAAUAGCUUGUUGGAGCGUAAGGAGAAACUACGAGGAGUUUCCCAGAGAAAGAAUGAGGCGCGGUGUGAGGAAGAUUUAGAUUCACCUUCAAGGGGGGGCACAAAGAAGAGCAGUAGGGAAUCCAGUCGGCUCUGUAGCCGCUCUCCCAGUAACAGGCCUGAGGCAGACUCGCUGCCUCCAUCUGACUCAGAAAGAACCAGAACUGAAAGACUGUCUCCACGAAUACUUCCAGCAAACGCUCGCUCCUCCCCACCUGUUUAUUCCCUGCCUGCUUAUAGGGAGGAGCAGCGGGACAAGUCCCGGAAAGUGGUCAGAUUCAGAAGCUACCAGAAUGAAAACUAGAACACUCUUCUCAGCCGAGACUCACUUAUCGUCUGACCAAGUCGGAGACAAAGGCAGCGAAAGGAAUCAAGCAGAGAAAGACUGCAGCUGUGAUAUCCAGCACGAACCACACAUCAGCUGAAAAAAAAAACGAUGAAACGCACUUUAGGUCUGCGUUUUCCAAGCCUUACUGAAAGAGCUGCAUGGGAGAAACACAAGGACAGCUCAACCAGUGAAGGAUGACAGUGGCACUGCAGUUGUGAUAUCACCAUGUGAUGAAGUCACUGGCUGUGUCAUGUAUAUCUCUGCUGCACUAACAUGAUGUCAGCGGGACCAAUGGCCUGGACUGUUUCUUUCCUUCAGAUGCAGUUUUUAUCCCCUUUGUCGCUUUAGAAAAGCUCUGCAGAAAUACUUGUUACCAUUCAGUCACAAUGGGUGCUUUAAUAUCUACUUAAUGAGUAAUGGGAGUUGAAGAGUCCACUUGUAUAAUAGAUAAAAAUGACAACACUCAAUGUAUAAAAUAUAUUCUGUCUCUGCAUCGGAAAACAAUGGGCGUGAUUUAAUUUAUUACCGUUCAACAACUAAAGCACUUACGUUUGAGAGAUUUUUUUUGUGAGAUUCUUAAUUUACAUAGAAAAACAUCAACACCUUUAUAAAUGUUUGAUUAAUGAACACUUGAAUUAAUAAAUUCAUCACAGCACUGGGCAAAUCUCUUGUUUAUUUGCAGUUUCAUUCCAAGGAAGCUAUUUUCAUCUCAGUACAUAUAUUAUAUAUUUAGAGUCUUUUAUUAUAUAUAAACUACUAGAAUAACUAAAUAAUAUUUGUAAGACGUGGAUAAACAUUUAGAAUGUUUCAUUCCUAAAACUAUUAACUGUGUUGGUGAAAACUAGUGCAAGUGAUGAAUUAUGUCAUUCUUCACUAAUAAAAAUCAUUUCCCUGGGAAGAAAAAAAAAGUCAAGAGCAAAAGAAGAGGUUUGCAUUGUGCUGUACUUUUAUCCACUAACAUAUCACCUCAGCUUUAACACAAGCAAAAUAAUAAAGAGGAGCAUGUUGUAUUGCAUCACUAGAAAAGCUAAUAAAUGACUGGAUGCGUAUCAUUCAAUCACAACUGCAAAAAAGAAAAAAAUUGAAAAUACACAAACGCAGAGCACAUUUUAAGUUAUGGUUAUGAUUUUGUUUGUUACUCUAAUAAAUGUUUGUAUAUUUAAAACAUUCUUGUUUGCAUUAUAAAACAGAAACAUAACAAAAUGGGAAAUGUUGUGUCUAUUAUGAUAGAAAAGAUUUAAAUCAGCAAGGCCCUAUGAAAAUAAGGUAUUGCCCUCUAACAGAUUGUGCCACCCUUUGCAGCCACUAAUACACUGGAAAUACAUUCUUGGUAUUUUUGACCACUCUGCUUCAACUUGUGUGUGUUUUUUUUUUUUUAUUGGUCUGUUGAAGUCAUGCUAUAAGUCAUUGAGGUGCUGAAGCAGCAAACCACUGUUGGUAUGGUGUUAUAUUUCUCAACACUGUGUUAGUUUUAGGUCCGAUGUAGCAGGAGGCAAACUUUCCAGCAGUGAGAAGAGGUUUCCUUCCUAAAAAUUUCCACAGAUGCAAUUUUUGAAUAAAGAAUCAUGAACAAUCAAUAAACUGAGACAGCUUAGGUGCUUUAGAUGUUGCGUUAUGUUCUCUUAUGAUCCCCUGUCGGUAUCAUCAUUGUGUUCUUGAAGUAAUUUUGUUAAGGCCAGUCACUUCUGGAAAAAGCUCAACACUUUUCUAUCUUUUCUUAAUCAGUGGAUAACUGCACUCACUGCUAUUAACUGGAGUCAUAAAAAACUGAACUACCUUUUUGAAGCUUUGUAGACAGAAAUAUUUCAAAGGCAUUUCUCAUCUCUAAAAAGCUUUCGACUAGGGCAUGAUGUGUUGUUUGUUAUGUUCAUCUUGUUAAACAAGUUGUAUUUUAGUGUUGUUGUUUUUUUUUUUUUUACAGGUCUGGUCAUUUUUCUGAUCUAGAUCUAGAUUUUGGAAGUAAAAUUAAACUUUACAAAAAAAAAAAACGAUUUGCUUUCAGUGUAUUUUUCCAUGUGCUGCUCCCUGGGCGCCGCACAAUGGCAGCCCACUGCUCCC